GGCAGGGUUUGGAUUCAAAACUUGUAGGAUGGGUAACUGUCUCCGUUCCAAGAGCACUGGUGUGUGGAAUACAAAAGGAUGAAAAUUGGGUUACGAGUGCAGCCCAUUCUUCUUCUCCCUUUCCCAAAUUUCCGAAUCACCAACCCCUCCAACUUCCCAAACUUUUGCUUUUGCGCCCCCCCCAAAACGCAAACCCAAGCCCUAGGGCUCCUGCAUUGCAGAUCGAUGGCUACUGUGAAGGAGAGGAUUGAACUGACCGAGACCGAGAGGAAGAUCUUUGAUAGGCUUCUCGGCUCUCUUCGCCACUUCGGUCUAAGCAAUCAGCUCCGGGUCGCCGGCGGCUGGGUCCGCGACAAGCUUUUAGGGAAAGAGUGUUACGACAUUGACAUCGCGCUGGACAAUAUGAUGGGGAGUGAAUUUGUUGAGAAGGUGAGGGAGUACUUGCUGUCUACUGGAGAGGAAGUGCAAGGGGUUGCGGUUAUUCCAUGCAAUCCCGAGCAGUCUAAGCAUUUAGAAACAGCAAGGAUGCGCCUCUUUGAUACAUGGAUUGAUUUUGUAAACUUACGGUGUGAAGAGUACAGUGAUAAUAGCCGCAUUCCUGCAAUGCAAAAAUUUGGCACAGCAGAGGAGGAUGCAUACAGAAGGGAUUUAACCAUCAAUAGCAUGUUCUACAAUAUAAACACUGAUUCAGUUGAAGAUUUGACUAAAAGAGGCAUUGCAGAUCUAAAAUCUGGGAGGAUAGUGACCCCUUUACCUCCGAAGGAUACUUUUUUGGAUGAUCCAUUACGAGUUCUUCGAGCUAUUCGUUUUGGUGCAAGAUUUGGGUUCGUAUUAGAUGAAGAACUAAAGAAAGCUGCUUCCUGUGAUGAAGUGAAAGAUGCUCUUGCUGCUAAAAUUAGCAGAGAACGUAUUGGAGUUGAAAUUGAUCUCAUGAUCUCUGGAAAUCAACCAGUUAAAGCAAUGACAUACAUUUGUGAUUUACUGUUAUUUUGGAUUGUCUUUAGUCUUCCUCCCAAGUUUGAACCUGCCAAAUCAGAAUGCUGUGAUAGGCUGUGCAUCUCCUACUUGGAUGCUACUUGGAACCUUGUUCAAUUAAUUGGAGGCUCUACUUUCAAUGAUGAACAACGAAGGCUCUCCUUGUAUGCUGCGUUAUUUCUCCCUUUUAGAAAGACCAUUUAUAAAGAUAACAAGGCUAAGAAGAUAUGCAUUGUCUCCUACAUUUUUCGGGAGUCUCUUAAGCGAAAAGCCAGUGAUGCUGAAACAGUCAUAAAUGUAUACAGUGCAUUGGACAAAUUUUUAUCUUUGAUUCCUUUCCUUGCAUCUAAUGGGGACAUCCAACUCACUGAAGUUGACUGGGGAAGAGGAUUGGAUGAUGUCCCUCAUACUUCAAAACUUAGGGUACUGACAGGGUUUCUUCUUCGAGAAAUUAAAGAUUUUUGGCGAGUGGCUUUGUUGUUGUCUACAUUGUUAUAUCCCACUGAUGUUGAUUGUACUCAAGAUUUUUUAAAGCAGCAUUUUCAAUUGGACAAGCGAAAAGACCUGUUUAAGACAGUUGAAGGUGCAGUCAUUCAACUAGGUCUUGAGAAAGUGUGGGAUGUAAAACCAUUGGUCAAUGGGAAGGAUAUUAUGAAUGUCUUGCAGCUUAAAACUGGAGGACCACUUGUUAGGGAGUGGCAACAAAAACUGCUUGCAUGGCAGCUUGCCAAUCCCUUGGGCACUGUGGAGGAAUGCAUUGAUUGGAUGAGGCAAGCACAUUCUAAGCGUUUUAAGACGGAGUAACUAUUGACUCUCAGCGAUCUACUCAUGGCCUGGUCCAGAGGUUGGCGAGAUAUGGAGUAGUUGGAGUUAUUGUGGUUAUUCAGUUAGGGUGCACGAGCAACAGUCCUGUUUGAGACUCUACAAAAUGCGGACGAAUAUCUAGUAUUGCUUUUUAAUACCUUUUGGUAAUAAAAUGAGUUUAUUUUCAA
This is a messenger RNA of Alnus glutinosa, 1967 nucleotides long. RefSeq names its product tRNA nucleotidyltransferase cca2. Lineage: Eukaryota; Viridiplantae; Streptophyta; Magnoliopsida; Fagales; Betulaceae. Gene Ontology annotation, molecular function: RNA binding; ATP:3'-cytidine-cytidine-tRNA adenylyltransferase activity. The coding region runs from base 79 to 1779 and encodes 566 amino acids. The transcript has 15 exons. Gene Ontology annotation, biological process: tRNA 3'-terminal CCA addition. The record is from RefSeq and is a predicted model, not a curated record.